UCUCCUUAAACCCUAAGCCUCAAUCGUCGAACCAGUACGCUAAAAGCCCUGACAAUGGCGGAUCCGACGAACCCUAUCACCGGAGAUCAUCACCAGACGUACCGUCAGUACAAUCCGUACCAACAAAUCGAUCUUCCGUACCGUAAGCUCUACGAUCUCCCAACUUCGCCGUAGUUCCUCUUCGAAGAAGAAGCUAACAAGACCCGCUUAUCAUGGGGAGAGAGUCUCACGUUCUUCACCGGUUCUGGCUAUCUCUCCGGAGCGGCGAUCGGAGCCGCCAAGGGAUCAAUUGACGGGAUCCGAGCCGCCGAGCAUGGCGAAUCCCUUAAGAUCUGGGCUAAUCGGAUUUUGAACUCCGGUGGACUCGCUGCACGACGCGGCGGGAAUUGCUUAGGAUCUCUAGGGUUGAUGUACGCCGCUCUCCAGAGCGGUGUUACGUACUUGAGAGAUGGGGACGAUGAAUCCUUGAGUACUGUGAUCGCCGGUUUAGCCACCGGUGCGAUUUACAGAGCUGCGUCUGGGCCUAGAUCCGCUGUAAUUGCUGGACUCGCCGGAGGAAUUACGGCUUUCGUGGCGGUUUCCGGGAGAGGCAUCGUCAGGCGAUUCGUUCCUAUCUGAUGAUCUUAACUUCCAUUUCUCAGUUUAGGGGUUUAAGAAAUUGUUUGAGAAUUAGUCAAAGGAGAGACUUUGAAUGCAUCAUUGUUACUGGAA
Messenger RNA from Eutrema salsugineum, 711 nucleotides. RefSeq names its product mitochondrial import inner membrane translocase subunit TIM23-3. Gene Ontology annotation, molecular function: transmembrane protein transporter activity. The record is from RefSeq and is a predicted model, not a curated record. Gene Ontology annotation, biological process: protein import into mitochondrial matrix. Lineage: Eukaryota; Viridiplantae; Streptophyta; Magnoliopsida; Brassicales; Brassicaceae. The transcript has a single exon. Gene Ontology annotation, cellular component: mitochondrial inner membrane; TIM23 mitochondrial import inner membrane translocase complex.